AUAGUAGCCACUCUAAGCCAAGGAAUCAGAAAUCACCACCACCUACCGCGUACAACUACCUCAGGCUUUCUCUGCCUACAUCUUUCAUAGGGUAGCAAUCCUUCCUCCAUGUUUCCCCCGUUGAUCGCCGGCGCGGAGGAGGCAACCGUGUAGGGAUCUCCUAUUUUAAGCUCUUUGAUCCUGUUGUUCUUCGGUAAUACGCAGUGCUAUGGAGCGGAGCAAAUAUUGGAUGUGGAGUAGAGAUUUGAGCGAGAAACCCUCGAUUGGUUCUCAGAUCCGUGAAGCGGUCCCUGCGGCCACCUCCUCGUAUGUCCAUCAUGCGACGUGGGAAGAAAGAGCCUUCGCCGAGGACUCCGCAGGCCACAUAGGGGGUUACAUAUGGCCGCCGAGGUCUUAUUCUUGCAGCUUUUGCAGACGAGAAUUCCGAUCCGCGCAAGCGCUGGGCGGCCACAUGAACGUGCACCGGCGAGACCGAGCAAGGCUUAAACAAUCUUUGAGCCCGACCGGCGAUGAUAGCGAUCAUGACCGCCCCCAUCAUUCCUCCCAAAGACCAUAUAUGCCCUCAGCAUCUCCUCUCAGUCCUAGGGUUUCAGCGGCAUCCACCCCAGAAGUGAGUACAUAUGCCUUGCUUUCUCCUUCCUAUUCUUCCUCGAUCGUUCAGGAGAACGAACAGGACUCCUGCUUGGAUCCGGAUUUGAAGCUCGGCAGUGAGACUUUGAACCUAAGAGAUCCAAGUAAAGAUGACGAGGAACACCUGACCGUCAAGAAAAGACGAACCGACCUGAAGUGCUCCUCUAUCUCCAUGAGAAGCUCUAUGGCCGUCCAGCAAAAACUGCCUUGCCCUGUCGAAGAAUUAGAUCUUGAGCUUAGGCUGGGACAGAAACGCAAACCGGUUAUGGUCGAAUGAUGUAAUUGUAUUUUGAUCCUUGUUGUUGCAACUCUGCAUCUACUCUUUUAUUCUUUGUCUCAUCGUGACCUUUCUCGUUUGUUGAUGUCUUUCGUUUCAUACUUUGGUCGAAAGCUUUUGCAAUUUUGAUCCGACA
Musa acuminata AAA Group (dessert banana) is the source of this 1043-nucleotide messenger RNA. Its product is annotated as transcriptional regulator SUPERMAN-like. The transcript has a single exon. The coding region runs from base 209 to 907 and encodes 232 amino acids. NCBI's taxonomy places the organism in Eukaryota, Viridiplantae, Streptophyta, Magnoliopsida, Zingiberales, Musaceae. The record is from RefSeq and is a predicted model, not a curated record.